This is a messenger RNA of Armigeres subalbatus, 2530 nucleotides long. RefSeq names its product ubiquitin-conjugating enzyme E2 E1 (gene Ubc2). The transcript is spliced from 5 exons. Gene Ontology annotation, cellular component: nucleus. Bases 198 to 905 code for a protein of 235 amino acids. Gene Ontology annotation, molecular function: ubiquitin conjugating enzyme activity. Gene Ontology annotation, biological process: protein polyubiquitination. Lineage: Eukaryota; Metazoa; Arthropoda; Insecta; Diptera; Culicidae. The record is from RefSeq and is a predicted model, not a curated record.
AAAUCAAAACCAAAAGAGUUGAGUUCGAGUCUGUGAUAGAAGGAAGGCAGGCGAAUGAUUUCCUGCCUGUUGUAGGAGGAAGUUUUUUUUCGGUGCUUUUGUCUGGGAAAAACUAUUGAAACAAUUUCCCAGCUGUUCAAUUACAAUUGGUGAUAUAGAUCGGAAGUUGAGUGCAAUUCUGCAGCUUGUGGGCAAAAAUGUCGACCAGUGCCGGAUCUAGUAGCACUGCCGGUACAACGGCUCCAGGUGGCGGUGGCGGCGGUUCGGCCGGUAACGCAGGAGGCAGCAGCGCUGCUGGCAACGGCGGCAGUGGUAGCAGCAGUACUGGUUCCGGUGGUGGACGUCGCAAUGGCAACGGAAACGGCAAUGGCAGUGGAAACACCACACCCGAAACACCGGCAGUGCCCAAGCCCGAGACGAAGGAAACCAAGUCCAACCCGAAAAUUUCCAAGGCACUAGGAACGUCGGCCAAACGCAUCCAAAAGGAGUUGGCCGAAAUCACACUUGAUCCGCCUCCGAAUUGCAGUGCUGGCCCGAAAGGCGAUAACUUGUACGAAUGGGUUUCUACCAUUUUGGGCCCUCCAGGAUCCGUCUACGAGGGAGGUGUGUUCUUCCUGGAUAUUCACUUCUCACCGGAAUAUCCGUUCAAACCGCCCAAGGUCACAUUCAGAACGAGGAUAUAUCACUGCAAUAUCAACAGCCAAGGUGUUAUCUGCCUCGACAUCCUCAAGGACAAUUGGUCACCUGCGCUCACCAUCUCGAAAGUGCUGCUUUCCAUUUGUUCUCUACUAACAGACUGCAAUCCAGCUGAUCCAUUGGUUGGAAGUAUUGCCACACAAUAUCUGCAAAAUCGGGAAGAGCAUGACCGAAUUGCUCGCCUGUGGACUAAGAGAUAUGCAACGUGAUUUCCUAAAUUUGACGUUCUGUAUAUUUUUAUGUGAAAAUCACUAAUAUUUAUAAUUCUAACCAUAACGAAGGAAAACAUACUAAAACUAAUAAACUAAAUUGAAACAAGAGUAAUAAAAAAUAGCAACAACUCAAUGAAAAUCGGAAUUCCAAAUUCAGAAGCAAAAGAAACCAACCGCCAGGUAAACUAUUCCGUAGUAGGCCGCAUUCUUUUUCUAAGUCUAUUCGCGAACUGAACUGUGUGCUUCGCUAACUCAAAGCUCCCCUUGAGGUCACACAAGAUUCGAUCCUCGAUUCCCUAUUGGCGUUUCGGUGCACACAAUUACCCUCGGAACCAAGCAACACCCAACAAACACUCGCAAUGUAACACUUUGUUAAGGAAUCUUCGUUUGCCUUCUAUUCAGUUCGGUUGCGUUACCGUUGUGGAUCGACUUGUGUAGCGUACCCUGCAAGGCGCGCUUUAUUACCGUAACUACGAACUUUUUUUUUUCUACAGACUCGACUCCCCAACAAUAUAUCCAUACGUUUGUUUAGUUUUCAGAUGGAAGAAGUAGCUCUAUCUAUUAGUAUGAUAGUUAAGUAAUGAUAAAGCUAGGAUUUAUAAUUGAAAUGCACCGUCGUCGUCCUCAUCAGAAUUGUAAGUAGUCCUUGGCAGCAGCGUGACGUGUGGAAAAACAUUUGGUUCUAACUCCAGAAAAUAUGUGUUGCGAAAAAGUUGGCAAUGCAUUAAUUUUUUGAAAGAAAUCAGUUCUUAAAUGGCGUCGUAAAAAAAUAAUGUCAUAUCAGUUUAAAUGUAUUCAAUGUGAUUACCUUGUCCUAAAAUUUCCAAUAGUCAUACAUUUUUCUAACGGAAUAAUUUUCAUAUGAAAUGAUUUCAAAAAUUUAAAACACAACAUCUCGAAUCGUUCUGAUUCUUGUUACUGAAUAUAUUAACAUUCUUUGCUUUUCUAUUCCUUCACUCGAAGCAACAAUAGAUGUGAUUGAAAUUCGUUAAAGACUGAUGUCGUUGACAUUUUGUAUUCAUGAACAAUUCGAGAUCUCAGAUUAAAAGAUGUAGUAAUAAAGAACGCAAUUGUGGCAAAAGCUUUAAUUGAUGAGUUGAAGGAUGGAAUAAGGAAUUAUAUACAUUGUGAGGUAACUAAUUUAAUAAAUUAUUUUUGUACUCCAAGAAGAAUAACAAGUACCACAGUUAAAAUUUAAAAAAACGUGUAAUAAUGUGAUAUGACAUGGAAAUUAAAAAGCCAACUAAGUUUAAGAUCAAAAAUAAUCGCUACACAUAUUUUCAAAACCAUGUUUUCAAGUAAAAAAAUCGUAGUUGUUUCUAGUUUGGUUUAUCGUUAUAGGAACCCUAAUUAAGUAGGUUUGAUUGGCCUAAUUUAGUACUAGAUCAAGCGCGAUAUGUACUCAUUUCACAUCUGGCUGCUAGAACUCGGACGUGUUAUCAAAAGUACAUUGGAAAAAACACUACUUUCUCCAUCCUAUCAUUUCCUUUUGAAAACGUUGACUGGGUCAGGUUUUGUUCACAGACAAACAGGAGAUUAGAAUCGAAAAAAGUGGUGACAUUAGAACUUCAAGAAAAAUCAAUAUUUAAACUAUACAGAUAAUAAAGAGCAGUAAAUGUGAA